Molecule: messenger RNA, 720 nt
Organism: Suillus subaureus
Lineage: Eukaryota; Fungi; Basidiomycota; Agaricomycetes; Boletales; Suillaceae
Exons: 4
Coding region: 1-720 (239 amino acids)
Source: RefSeq, a predicted model, not a curated record
AUGUCCACUCCAGUUGACACCUCUUUGACUGGUCUCAAGGCAUCCACUGCCCAGAUCAUGGCCAUCAUCAGCAGCACCCAGCAAAUUCCCCCAGAUCCCAGCCACUUUGCUCUGACAUCACAGGUCAGUUCACUUGUGGCUCAUGUAGUCAAGGACUAUGGGUCUGGACCCCUACCCAGCAUUGUGCUUUCAUGCUCAAAGGAGCUAUUGCACAUCCAGGGCAUGACUCCCCAGCUCCUUGCCUGGGAGGUCUUAGGUGACCAUACCUUUGAUCUCCCAGUUGCUGCUCCUCCCUCCACAGGUCCAAUUCCAGUGGACCUUCCCUCCCCACCCAUCCACGCUGGCAAUGUCACCAGUCCCUCCACCAGCACCACCACCAAGUUCUGGGACAAGGGGAAAGGUAAGGCCAUUGAUGCUGACCCAGAGCUUGAGGUGGAAGGGAGCUGGAAGAGGAAGUCUCCCAUGAUUUCAGGACUCUCCUCCCAACUGCCAAAGUCUGUGAUGAAGACUCACAAGCAUGUGAAGUCCUCUCACUGGGUGAUGUCCAAGCCCCAAGUGGACUCAGAAGAUGAAGAAGAUGUGGGUAUUCAGGUGGAGUGCCAGGCAUUGUCCUUCCCUGGCUCUCCAAUUCACCUCAAUCACCCUGGUGUGACAAUUAUACCGGCACUAGGCACAUAUGAUCACCAGCAUGGUUCUUCUCACUACCAGGAAAGGAGAUAA